AUGUCAAACAUAUCAUGGGCAAGCAAUAUAUGGAAAUUGCUAAGGGUAGAUAUCAAUGAAGACAAAUGGAAGAGACCUAUCUCCAGCAGUGAGCUAAAUAAGAAGAAUAAGGAGUCCAUUACUAAACAAUUGUUUAUUGUAGUCACCCGAUCUGAAGAAACGGAUGCCGAAGACUCCAUAAAACACAAACACAAACAUAGAUCCAGAGUGCAUAAAAUCAUACGCCGUUUAGAAAGGAAAUAUCCAGACAAACCAAUACGAGGAAGCUACGUGGACGUAUCAGACAUAACUUUGAAUAAAAACUUUAAAUUCGUUAACAAUACUGUCAUUUUAAAGUCACAAGGAAGACAAAAAUAUAUCUGCUAUGUUUGUACCAAGAGAUUUAAUAAUGCUUUUGACAUGUACAAACAUAGAGAUACUCACGAUGAACUCGACGAUUUUAAAAUACCUACAAAGAUAGAAUCUCCCACUCACAAAAGAAUUAAAAAGAUCUUUAAACAAUUCAGUAAUCAAGAGGCAAAUAUACCAGAUGGUGGUCUAGGGAAAAAUAAUAAAACACAAAAUGUUACACAAGAUGGUAAAACUAAAGAUACUCGAAAAGUUGAAUCAUUAAAAAUACAUCUUAAGACUCAGGAGGUAGAUAAAAUCCAAACAACUGAGUCAAUAGAAAACAGCAAGCCACCAAAUGAUAUAGAUGACAACAAAACUGAAGAUAAUAGAAAAGUCGAAGCACUGAAGAUUAAUCUUAGUACUCGAGAGGUAGAUAAAAUCGAAAACAUUGUGCCAGCAGAAGACAACAAACCACCAAAUGAUACAGACGAUAACAAAACUGAAGAUAAUAGAAAAGUCAAAGCACUGAAGAUUAGUCUCAGUACUCAAGAGGUAGAUAAAAUCAAAAACCUUGUGCCAGUAGAAGACAAGGAACCACCAAAUGAUACAGAAGACAGCAUAACUGAAGAUAAUAGAAAAGUCGAAGCACUGAAGAUUAAUCUCAGCACUCAAGAGGUAGAUAAAAUCAAAAACAUUGUGCCAGUAGAAGACGAGAAGCCACCAAAUGAUACAGAAGACAGCAAAACUGAAGAUAAUAGAAAAGUCGAAGCACUGAAGAGUAAUCUCAGUACUCAAGAGGUAGAUAAAAUCGAAAACAUUGUGCCAGCAGAAGACAACAAACCACCAAAUGAUACAGACGAUAACAAAACUGAAGAUAAUAGAAAAGUCGAAGCACUGAAAAUUAAUCUCAGCACUCAAGAGGUGGAUAAAAUUAAAAACAUUGUGCCAGUACAAGACGAGAAACCACCAAAUGAUAUAGAUGACAGCAAAACUGAAGAUGAUAGAGAAGUCGAAGCACUGAAGAUUAACCUCAGUACUCAAGAGGUAGAUAAAAUAAAAAACAUUGUGCCAGUAGAAGACAUGAAACCACCAAAUGAUACAGAAGACAGCAAAACUGAAGAUAAUAGAAAAGUUGAAGCACUGGAGAUUAAUCUCAGUACUCAAGAGGUAGAUAAAAUCAAAAACCUUGUGCCAGUAGAAGACACGGCACCACCAAAUGAUACAGAAGACAGCGAAACUGAAGAUAAUAGAAAAGUCGAACCAAUGAAGAUUAAUCUCAGGACUCCAGAGGUAGAUAAAAUCAAAAACAUUGUGUCAAAAGAAAACAGUAAGUCGCCAACUGAUACAGAAGACAGCAAAACUGAAGAUACUAGAAAAAUCGAAGCAUUAAAGAUUAAUCUCAGUACUCAAGGGGUAGAUAAAAUCGAACACAUUGUGCCAGUAGAAGACAAGAAUCCACCAAAUAAUAUAGAAGACAGCAUUACUGAAGAUACUAGAAAAAUCGAAGCAUUAAAGAUUAAUCUCAGGACUCCAGAGGUAGAUAAAAUCAAAAACAUUGUGUUAAAAGAAAACAGUAAGUCACCAACUGAUACAGAAGACAGCAAAACUGAAGAUACUAGAAAAAUCGAAGCAUUAAAGAUUAAUCUCAGUACUCAAGGGGUAGAUAAAAUCGAACACAUUGUGCCAGUAGAAGACAAGAAUCCACCAAAUAAUAUAGAAGACAGCAAAACUGAAGAUACUAGAAAAAUCGAAGCAUUAAAGAUUAAUCUCAGGACUCCAGAGGUAGAUAAAACCAAAAACAUUGUGUCAAAAGAAAACAGUAAGUCACCAACUGAUACAGAAGACAACAAAACUGAAGAUGCUAGAAAAGUUGAAGCAUUAAAGAUUAAUCUCAAAACUCCAGAGGCAGAUAAAAUUAAAAACAUUGUGUCAAAUGAAAACAGAAAGUCACCAACUGAUACAGAAGGAAGUAAAACAGAAGAUGCUAGAAAAGUUGAAGCAUUAAAGAUUAAUCUCAGGACCUCAGAGGUAGAUAAAACCAUAAACAUUGUUCCAAAAGAAAAGAGUAAGUCACCAAAUUAUCCAAAAGACAGCAAAACUGAAGACAUCCGGAAAGGUAAAGUGGUAAAGAAAAUAUAUCGUAAAAGAAAAAGACUAGUUGUAAAUGUAAUAAGAGAUAAAACUACUGAAAAACUUUUAGAAAACAUGGAAAGUCGGACAGACAUAGAAGAUAAGAAUGAAGCAUCUGAAGUAGAAAGAAACUUAAGGGACAUUUUCAGGGAACUAGUAUCUGAGAUUAACAGUGGUACAUAUAAUACAGAAUUAGAGACUAGUUUUGUAAAAAGAGUGAAGAGAAUGGGAAGUGAUAAUUUUUGCAGUAGUUCAAAUUUAGAUGAUAUUGGUGACUUAAAAGAAUGCUUUUUCAAAGAACAGAAAUAUAAGGGCGAGGUUGCAACUGCAAAUAAAAAUGAUUCAGAGACUUCGCAGAAUUCUAUACAAAAGAUGAAAGAAAGUCAACCAAUCAAUGUUUGUCAUACUUCCACUUUAGAUAAAUCUGACUUAAAGAAAAGUUCUUUAAAACGGUCAGAAUGCAAGAGUAAGGGUACAACUGCACAUAAAACUGACUCGGGAACUUCAAAGAAUGGUAUAGAGAAGAGGAAAGAAAAUCAACCAAGCAAUUUUUAUCAUACUUCCACUUUAGAAGAAUCUGACUUAAAGAAAAGUUCUUUCAAACGGUCAGAACGUAAGAAUAAGGGUACAAUUGCACAUAAAACUGACUCGGGAACUUCGAAGAAUGGUAUAGAGAAGAGCAAAGAAAGUCAACCAAGCAAUUUUUAUCAUACUUCCAUUUUAGAAGAAUCUGACUUGAAGAAACGUUCUUUAAAACGGUCAGAACGUAAGAAUAAGGGUACAACUGCACAUAAAGCAGACUCGGGUACUCAGAAGAAUGGUAUAGAGAAGAGAACAGAAAGUCAACCUAAAAAUUCUUAUCAUACUUCCACUUCAGAAGAAUCUGGCUUGAAGAAAAGUUCUUUCAAACGUUCAAGACGCGAGAAUAAUCGCACAACUCUAUACAAAAUUAAUUCACAGACUCCCAAGAUCUGUAUAGAGAAAGUGAAAGAAAGUAAUAGUGACAAUUUUGAAGAAUCUUCAAUAACUAAUGUAAGACAAAAGACCAAAAAGACUGAAUCAAUAUAUGUUAACCGAGAAUCAAACAGAAGAUAUUCUAGAUAUAGUUAUGAUGAUUGGUUAGCUUUUGAAAGCAAAAAUAUGGCAAAUACGGAAUCGAUGAAUGUUAAUGAAGACCAAUGGUUAGCUUUUGAGAGUAAAAAUAUGGUAAAUACGGAAGCAGUGGACGUUACUGAAGAUCAAUCUAACAAUGAUUAUUCAAACGAUAAUGAGGCUCUCACAGAAAUAGUUUUAGAGAAAGGGGGUAUUGAAAAGCCUGAAACAAUAGAAGAUGCUGUUGAAGAAUCAAAUAACGAUUGUGCUCUAAGUAGUGAAGACUGUUCUGAGUCAGCUUUUGACAAUGAAGAUAUUUUUGGGAAUGGAGAUAUUUUGGAAAAUGAAGAUAUUUUGGAGAAUUUAGAUAUUUUGGAGAAUAUAGACAUGUUGGAGAAUGGAGAUAUUUUGGAGAUCUUGGUUCCUGAUAUCGGCCAAGAAGAGAUUGUGCAAAUCGACAAUGAUACUGAAGAGGAGCUAGAGACUGACGAUAAAGAACCAGAAGAACCUGGAGAUAUACGUUCUUUUAAUGGGCCUAUAGAAGUCGUAGACCGUAACGAGUAUCUCAAAUUGAACGAAGGUGACAUUAAAAGUGUGGAGACUGUUCUUGUUCUGACUAAUAAUGAUGGUCAGGUGGUGGACAUGAGUUAUCUUCAACCGUAUGAAUCAGAAAAAGAUAAUACGAAGGAUAUAUGUAAGAAAACUUCUUCAGUUCAAAGAAAUAUAAAUAAUAAUCAAGAGAAAGAGAGAAAAACUUCUUCAGUCAAAAAGAAGGGACGGCCGAAAGAGUUCGUCAGUUCAAAGCAUAACUUCAAGUGUCAGUCUUGUGGUAUUUACUUCGAAAAUUUCAAAAACUUCGUGUACCAUUCAUUCGUCAGUCGAACAGACUGCUUAUAUUACUGUAAACGUUGUGACAGGGAGUUUUCAAAUGCCAAAGAUCUUUGCCGUGAUAUCUGCAGGCAUUCUUAUAGCUACAACUUUUUUAGUUGUUGCUUUUGUUCACCGACAAAGAGUAAACACUUCAAUUCGUUUGGGGAAAUUCGGUCACAUUUGAUCAAACAUCAUAAGUAUGAUAAAAGUAACAUGGGCUCUGUUGCUCUGUUAAAGAUGUACUAUAGCAAUAGACCUUUCAAAUGCCAAAUACACGUUUGCAAGAAAUGUUCUUAUAUUUUUGAAACCCUGCACAGUUUGCGAUUGCAUAAAAUAGAUUGCGUUAAACCUAACUCUUCCAGUAAAGAUAAGAAAAAGAAAGAAGAUAGUCGAGAUAAGGCAACACCUUCAAGUUCUUUAGGAACUAUUGGUAACGUUGAUCUGGAAAACUCUAUUGAUCUAAGUCAAAAUAAGAUAGUUGUUAUGUUGGAUAAUGUUCCAAUGAUAGCCAAGUUGGAUUAUCGUCCAGAAACGUUAAAAACUGCAGAUACAACUACAGGUUUGAUAGAACAGAAUAAACAAAAAAAGAGAGAUAAUACAUGUAAACAAAAUGCUGCAGAUACAACUACAGGUCCAAUAGAAAGGAAAAAACAUAAAAGGAGAGAUACAAAUACAGGUACAACAGAACCAAACAACAGAAAUAAACAUAAAAGGAAAGAGACAACUACAAGUCCACUAGAACUGAAUAAACAUAAAAGAAGAGAUACAACUAUAUGUACAACAGAACCGAAUAAACAUAAAAGAAGAGAUACAAUUAGAGGUACAACAGAACCGAAUAAACAUAAAAGGAGAGAUACAACUACAAGUACAACAGAAGAGAACAAACAUAAAAGAAGAGAUACAACUACAAGUACAUCAGAAGAGAAUAAACAUAAAAGAAGAGAUUCAACUACAGGCACAAUAGAACCGAAUAAACCUAAAAGAAGAAAUACAAUUACAGAUAUACUAGAACCGAAUAAACAUAAAAUGAGAGAUAAAAAAUUUAAAGAAAAUGUACAAAAACACAAAAAGGUAUCAAAACAGAACUAA
Messenger RNA from Diabrotica virgifera virgifera (western corn rootworm), 5511 nucleotides. RefSeq lists its product as uncharacterized. The record is from RefSeq and is a predicted model, not a curated record. The transcript has 3 exons. Lineage: Eukaryota; Metazoa; Arthropoda; Insecta; Coleoptera; Chrysomelidae. Bases 1 to 5511 code for a protein of 1836 amino acids.